AAGCAUUACUCUAAUACUUCAGUGUUCUCGUUGUUGUUGAACAUUGAUUCACAGUGGCGAUGACGAGGAAUCCAAUGUCAAAUUAGGUCAGUGAAAAUUUUCAAUUCGGAGAAAAAAAAGAAAAAAAAAAAAAUUGAAACCAGUCAUGCCGCACUCGUGAGCUGCAAGAGCCUCCUAAUUCUUCAUCACUGAAAAGUAGUGAAGGCUUUGAUAUUUGUUAUUGGAUUUGGUGGAGGCAAAAUUGUAUCUCUGUAAUGGCGACUCUGCCGGCGAAUUACGUCACUCUCCUCCAGCUGAAGGAGCGGUACCUGAAGGAGAAGGAAGAGCAGGAACGGAGGGAGAAGGAGGAGGAGGAGCGAGCGCAGAAGGAGAAGGAAGAGGAGGAGGAGGAGCUCCGGCGGCAGAAGCUGAAAGAAGAGGAGGCGAAAUUGCGGAAGCCAGACGGCGUCGUUGUGGUUAGGAAUAGGGGGAGGUUUGAUCGGAGGGAGGUUCGGCAGGUGGUUGAUCGGAGGGAGUUUCGGCCGGUGGUUGAUCGGAGAGAGUUUCCGCCGGUGGUUGAUCGGAAUGUUUCGGAGUGCGAGGGCGGGGAGAUAGAGGGGAAGAGCGAGGAGCCGGAGGAGGAGAAGAAAUGGAAGAAGAAGAAGAAGAAAUGGGGGAAGAGGAGGAAGAAUGUUAGGGCAGAGAAGGAGGAGGUGGGUAGUGAGAAGGAAGGUAUAGCAGUUCCGGUGGUUAUAGAGAGUGGCGAGAAGGCAAGUGAUAGUGUGAGAAGAAAUGGAGGAGAAAGGAGGAGAGCUGGUGGUGUUGAGUUUAGGGCAAGGAGCAAGAAUGUGGAGGAGAUUCAACCGAAAUUUAGGAAUUUGAAGAUAGCUGGUGAGACUGAAAUUUCGGGUGAUACGUUGAGGAGGCCGAAUAGCAGCAAUGCAGGUGCGAAAGAUGAGAUUGAGCCGAAAGUUAGUGGCUUCGGCGUGAAUGGUGAGACCGAGAGAAGGAAUGGUAGGUGGAGGAGGCCAAAUUACAGGAAUGUGGGAGCCAAGGAAGAGAUUGAACAGGAAGGUAAGGACUUCAGGAUGAAUGGCGAGACUGAAAGAGGAAAUGAUAGGUGGAGGAGGCCAAAUCGCAGGAAUGGGCGUUCUAGGGAGGAGAUUGAGCCAAAAGUGAGGGACUUUGAGAUGAAUGGUGAGACUGAAAGAGGGAGUGAUAGGCUGAUGGGGGCAAAUAUGGAGGUGAGUGAGCCAAAAGUUAAGGAUGUAAGGAAGGAUGGUGAGACUGAAAGAGAGGAUAGGCUAAAGGGGCCGAAUAGUGAGGAGGAGAGUGAACCAAAAGUCAGAGAAUUAACAAUGACUGGUGAGAUUGGAGGAGGGAGAGAUAGACUGUGGAGGCCGAAGGGCAAGAAUGUGGGUGGGAAGGAUGAGACUGGGCCGAAAGUUAUGGACCCAUUGGUGAAGGCUGAUAGUGAAAGAGGGGAUGAAAGGUUCAGGAGGCCAAGUUGGUCUGAUUACCGUGGUAAUAGAAAACCUUGGGGUUACAAGAAAGAACAGUGGGUUGGUCUGGCUUGGGUUAAGAAGGGAGAGGUUUCUGAUGGCAAUGCUGCUGGAGUUCAAAGCUCGGAGCAUUCUAUCUCUGGUUCAACUAGAGCGUCUUUGAAUGCAAAUCCCCUGAAAUCGGGCGGCCCUAGGAGAGUGAUCCAAUAGGCGGGAAGUGAAAUAAAUGGCAACUGAAAUUGUUAUGGUAAUGCAAGUGUCUGUAGUUGGAUUUAUUCUGGAUGGAUCUAAUCACUAUUCAGGUACUUUCACUUG
Messenger RNA from Fragaria vesca subsp. vesca, 1796 nucleotides. RefSeq lists its product as uncharacterized. The coding region runs from base 255 to 1691 and encodes 478 amino acids. NCBI's taxonomy places the organism in Eukaryota, Viridiplantae, Streptophyta, Magnoliopsida, Rosales, Rosaceae. The transcript is spliced from 2 exons. The record is from RefSeq and is a predicted model, not a curated record.